This is a messenger RNA of Salvia hispanica, 708 nucleotides long. RefSeq lists its product as uncharacterized. Lineage: Eukaryota; Viridiplantae; Streptophyta; Magnoliopsida; Lamiales; Lamiaceae. The record is from RefSeq and is a predicted model, not a curated record.
GUAAAUUCCUAAAUCACACUUUCUGAGCGUACGACGUCGUUCCUUCUGAAACCCUUUUCCACAGUCGCAUCACAAAUCUGUCUCUCUCCUUUGAACAUUUUCGGUUGUGAAAACCUUCGAUCUCCUCAAAAACUAGACGUGGUAACAAGCAAUGGCCACCUCAAUUGCCGCCAUGACGGCUCGCAGAGCUGCUACUCUUGCUCGGCUCUCACCAUCCACUCGAGCCGCUUCUCUGGUUUCCCGCCGCGGCCUCGCUGGCACAGCUGACCUCCAUGGGCCACCGAAGGUUAAUAUUUGGGAAGACCCGAUGAGUCCGUCCAAGUGGAAGGAAGAACAUUUUGUGAUUGCCUCUUUAACCGGGUGGUUUACCCUUUUCUACGGUGCUUACAAGGCUUUUAGUGGAGGCAAGGACAAAGGAGAGAAAGUAGCAGAAACAGCACAAUAGGACGGCGGUUCAAGUUGCUGUUAAUUUUUUCUUCUAAUAAUAUGUGCUUCAACUUAUUGUUUGUGUGAAGAAAGUUCAUCUCCACCUGGUUUCUGUAAUGAUCAUUAAGAAUAUUCAGCUGAUUGAUUUCUCGACGCUGUACUUUUUCUGGUGGAAGAAUGGAUGUCCUCUCUUUCCCUAGUCGUUUUCCUGUUCCAACUACAUCUUUCCAGUUGCUUGGGAAAUUUUCUGAUAAUAAUGAAAACCAUAAUUUUGUUUUACCA